Messenger RNA from Brachypodium distachyon (stiff brome), 766 nucleotides. Its product is annotated as aspartic proteinase-like protein 2. The record is from RefSeq and is a predicted model, not a curated record. The transcript has 3 exons. Gene Ontology annotation, biological process: proteolysis. The coding region runs from base 78 to 599 and encodes 173 amino acids. NCBI's taxonomy places the organism in Eukaryota, Viridiplantae, Streptophyta, Magnoliopsida, Poales, Poaceae. Gene Ontology annotation, molecular function: aspartic-type endopeptidase activity.
CCUUACCUGACCCGUGUGCAAAUGGGAAAUCCACCAAAAAACUUCAGCAUGCUUAUUGAUACUGGGAGUAGCAUACCAUGGGUUUUUUUUGCCAGCCACAGGGUGCACCGGAACUCAGUGCUCCACCUGGACUAUUUGACCCAAAAUUGUCCUCAUCAUCGGCUCUGCUGGCAUGCUCCGAUAGUAGAUGCAAAGACCUAAUCCGUGGCGGCUAUGGAACGUGCAGAAGAGAUAUAUGUGAGUUUGACCUCCGGUACGGUCCUCUAUCUGUCCAGUAUUCUGCAGCAACUGGCUACUACUUAUCGGACAGCGUCGGUCUAGAAAUUUUCGAAGGAUCAACUUCUGUGAAGACAUCCUCUGCCCCUAUUUUAUUUGGAUGUAGCACAUACAGGUCGGGUGAACUAUCAGAGGAUGCAUUUGACGGCUUUCUUGGUUUUGGGCCAUUUCCAUUGUCCUUCAGUUCGCAACUGCAUUCCUUGGGCUUAUCCUUUGACGUCUUCUCUAUAUGUAUGCGGAGUUCAUAUGGCGGCGGCAUCCUGGUUUUCGGCGAAAUUUUGGAGCCUGGAAUUAUUUAUACUCCACUAGUAACUUCACUGUAAGCUCAUCAGUCCACGUAUGACUCAAUAUAAAUAGUUUUCCUACAUGUGUGCAGAAUCCACAAGCAAUGCAGAGACUGCAUCUAGCUCAUAGGAUAUGUGACAAUAGCAUAAUGAAUGAACAAAAUAUACAUUGUCGGUAAUUAUAGUGACUAAAGUUCUUUAGAAAA